Molecule: messenger RNA, 2148 nt
Organism: Ostrea edulis (European flat oyster)
Lineage: Eukaryota; Metazoa; Mollusca; Bivalvia; Ostreida; Ostreidae
Product: ubiquinone biosynthesis protein COQ9, mitochondrial-like
Exons: 2
Coding region: 125-1981 (618 amino acids)
Biological process (GO): ubiquinone biosynthetic process
Cellular component (GO): cytoplasm; mitochondrial inner membrane
Molecular function (GO): ubiquitin-protein transferase inhibitor activity; lipid binding
Source: RefSeq, a predicted model, not a curated record
AGAAACUCCAAUGUAACAAUGGCGGCGCCCUGCAUAAAUAGAUGCGGCUCAUUUUUUCGAACGAUUCGCAGAACAGGUUGUCUCUGAAAAAGUAAUUUGCUAACAUCAUAACAUUACUCUCAUCAUGGAUCAUCUGAUGGACGUGGAAAUUAUGGAGAAGGCUGUCGAUGCAGAGUCGGCCCUGAAACAAAUCAAAGAGUGCAUCAAGUUCAAGGACAGCAAAGGGCUAAAAACGGCAAUACUGGAACACAAACUUAGGGACCAGUCUGUGUUUUGGGAGGUCGCAUCAGAACUGACCGCAAGUCUGACCGAAGAGAACUUGGAGCAGUCCGAGUAUUUCUUUGAGACUUGUCAGAGAUGUAUGAACUACAUUAUUGAAAAUGGCAACCCGAAGGAGCUAUUGCUAGCCGUUUUAGAACAGACAGAUUCUUUCAAGGAUGACCAAAAAUUUAAGUGCAUUUUAGAGAGUGUGCAAAAGAUAUUGUUGAAGUUGCCCAGUAAACGUCAUCAUUCAUUGGAUAUCACCUUGGAAACUCUUUCAGCUCAUAUUGAGGCUAUCCCAGAACCCAAGGAUCACAACUUGGACAAAGAGGAGAGAAAAUUGCUGGAAAUGGAUUCGUCCGUCCUGAGAGCAACUGAUGUAGUUCUGUGUUACCUUGAGUUUUUAGGUCCAUUUGUUGAAGAAGUUUCUAUGAAAAAUCCAGAAGUCACUUUCUCUAGAACUAAUCCACAAGUGCAACUUCUGAUCAAGUAUUUGAUGAAGCUUCUGGCACACCCACUGUAUCAUUUGGAUAUGACAUUCAGACCGAAGGAACAAGAAGAAAAAGAAAAGUCCUACAGCAGAGUAUGUGCAGAGAGACUGAUUGAUCACCUAGCUCAGCUUUGUCCAAACUUCUUUGCAAUGAUUGAAGAAGAAGAAACUGCGAAAAGGAGCUUGAAAGUCGAUGAGAUGUCGGAUGAUGGGAAAGAUGAUGAAGAAGAAAUGGAAGAGGAUGCUACUGAUAAGGUGAAAAAUUGGAAGGAGGAUAAUCUAAUCCCUGAGAGAAGCCUAGCAUGUUUGUCAUAUUUAGUCCGGGCUGAGGGUCUCGGUGCUGAUAACAUGCCUUGUGUAUACAGCCACAAGUUUACACUGAGGUUUCAUCUGCCUGUCAUCAAGGCAUUCUUGGAAGAUAAACAUUCUGUUGUCAAACUGAAAGGAGUUCUUCUUCUAGAAAAACUGAUGUUUGUCAUUCCACCAUUUUCCUUUAAACAUCAUGAACUGGACAAUGACCACUACAAGGAGAUUCUGAAUUUACUGAUUUCAACCAUGACAUUUUGUGAAAGUAAGGAGAUCCGCAAAUCAUGUGUUCCACUGUAUUCUGCUUUUUUCGGUAUGUUUACUCUCCAAGGUAGACAUCGUUUGUAUGAGAUUGUGUUCAACACUUGUAAGCAUUCGGGAGUGGUGGGUCACACGUUGAGUCUGUACAAAGAACAAGUGGAUGUGGUGCUGAAAAAACAUGGGGAUUAUGAGAAUCUUUUCCUAGGAAAAAACCUUAUCAGAGUUUUCAAACUUGUGUCUACCAUCCCUGAUGGUGCCACAACCGAUCUGCUGCAAAAUUCCGACAGAAUUCUCUCAGUGUUGAAUUUUAUUCGCUAUCUCAUUCUAAGGGAUAACCCAGUUUCAAAUUUAACCGGUUUCUGGGAUCUGUAUCCUACACUGGAUAAGGAAUUUUUUGAUCCUCUCCGGCAAGCCAUAGUGUUGUCAAAAAGCCACUACAAUCUUGAUUUAGGAGAUGUUCGAAAAGGACUUCCUUUACCUACGGAGAAUACCGAGUUCAAUGUGAAUGUUGGAGGAGAGACUUUAGGGGCCGUCUCAAGAGAGCAGCAGAUUCAGGUUAUCGAGUCUGCACUCAACACUUUUGAUAUGAUGGACAGUAUACUUAGUCGAAUUAUAGAACUAGCAGACGGUCAGAAAAGACUAGUGAAGGAAAAUCAAGGCUGAUGAGAAUAAUGAAACCGUGAAACAUACAUAACUACACAGUAUUUCUAAGAUGAUAUGAGGACAAAUUGUAUGCCUAUUGUGUAACCUGAUUAUUUUGCAAAAUUAAUUCUGUAUUUUGUGUCAAACAGUUCAAUUUCUACACUAGCUGAAUAAACCUUUGAAAGUGA